CGCUGAAUCACAAAACGUUCGCUCCGAACCUAAAAGUGACAUUCGCUUACGCACCAUCGCAUAUAUGUUCACUGCCAUCGAACAAGUAACAUUUACUUGAUUAACUGCAUCUCAUCCGGCGCCAUCGAAAUUUCCAAUACAUCGGAUACGUCGCGACAAUGGCAACUAUGAAUUACCCGUUUCCGGCCUCUAGUCUUCUAUUGAAUGCACAGAUCGGAUUCCUAAACACACACCUUGCGCUGAUACACAUCCCUCGGGAAUCCUUUCCGCUAUUUGUCCAAUCGAUCUUACAUCUCAUUCUCCACAACGAUCGCCGUGAUGAAGACGGCCAUGUGGUAGAACCUUCGCGACCAUGGAGCCACUGGCAUCCGUUUGUGAACAUCUCCCUGACUCCGAGCGGCUGCUCCGUGCUUUGCCCCCGGGAAUCGGCUCAGGCGUUGUUUGCUCCAUCGAUAGCUCAGCUCUCCUCAGAUCUGCCGCAAGUAGCUUCGAUCAGCACCGAGGACUAUUCGGCCAUUCACAUUGGCGGCGAGGGCCUUGACGCCGGUCAAAGAGUGCUAGAUUUGACGAGCCCGUUGGCCCUCGCUGGCAUCCCAAUCUUCUUCAUCACGAGCUACUAUUGUGACUACAUCAUCGUGCCUCAUAGCGCCCGAGCCAGAGUCAUCCAUGCCCUGGAGGAGCAAGGAUUCGUCUUCGAAGCAGAUCCGAAGGAUGGCGAGGCCGGGCAAAUGACCAAUCCGGCAUCUCCUCUCCUUCAUCCCCAUCACCGGCAUGGUUCGUCAUCGUCGUCGUUCGAUUUUCUCCCGCGUGGUGUUGGCACGCCGCCACCGGCUAAUGCCGAUGAGCUUCAAGCAAAGACAUUCAAGACGCUUGCCAGGAACAAUAUCACACCGGAUGUAGAUCCAACACUUCGGCUGAUCACUUGCGCUGGUAUGAAGGACAAUGCAAGUUACAACUCAGACGCAGCCUUCAAUACAUCUGAAACCGCCCUUCGCCAUGGGCUUGUCCUGUGCUUGACCUCUCUACCACCCCCGAGAUUUCUAUCAAUAACCCUCAACGACAACGAAUCCACAUCGCUCACGCUGGAGAAGGAACUGCUACGCUUCUUCCCGGACAACGGCGAGGAUAUCCUGCUCGGCAACAACGGGCAGGAACAAAUCCCCAUCACUUUGGAUCUGAAGGAUUUGCCGCUCGAGAGUACCGGCAUUGUAUGUGGCGUGGCAGGCCGUCUCAACGACGGAAUGAAAAGCCGCGUGAGUCCCGAAACUUUCAACCUGAGCUAUUUGAGCACGGCGAAGGCGGGACAUGUCAUUGUGUAUGAACAUGAGCUGGAAGAUGCGAUGACGGCCUUCCGGGGCGGCCAGGCCACACAAAACUCGGAUUGAUGUUGAAGCCGAGCAUGCUGGCAGUGAGAAUAAUGCUCGCCCAAUUAUUUUGUCAAUCUCAGAAUUGUUGAGAUGGUUCGAAGUUCCGCCGCGGUGAACAAUUGUACAACAUUCCUUCCACAUGUCGCAUAG
Molecule: messenger RNA, 1517 nt
Organism: Dissoconium aciculare CBS 342.82
Lineage: Eukaryota; Fungi; Ascomycota; Dothideomycetes; Mycosphaerellales; Dissoconiaceae
Exons: 3
Coding region: 159-1385 (408 amino acids)
Biological process (GO): regulation of intracellular signal transduction; cellular response to L-arginine
Cellular component (GO): cytosol
Source: RefSeq, a predicted model, not a curated record